CAGAGCAUCUUGUAUCCCUCGCAUAUCACUUGUACCACCCCCCAGAGCCUUGUCCCCCAAAACAUCGAAUCUGUCUCUUCACAACCAUAGCGCGCUGGGUUUGAACAACAACCUCGUCUCUUUCUGUUACAUCCAUCCCCAAUAGCAAUUCUGUUCCAUCACUGCUCCAGAGAAAUCAUGGCUGAAUCCAAGCAACCAGUCCGACCGGACUACCCUAGUCAGAAGCCCAGCGCUUUCCCCGAACCCCCGUACCGUCCAUAUUGGGAACGAAGCCCAAUCCAAUACGCUCACGAUCUCCUUGGAUACUCGGAGGACCCGAUAGAAUACGACCACAACGACCGCGACUAUUGGGACAACUGCUUCUUCUUCCCGGAGGACUGUUCUUGGUCCCCGCCGAAAGACUGGACCAUCGAGGAACAUAUCAGCAGUAGCAGCAGCAACACCGCACCAGAAGCUUGCCACGAGCAGUCCACGGACGACACAAUCGCCAUGAUUCCCGGACUUCCCGAUAUCAAGAUGUUAGAUGCAGAGGCCCUGAGUGACCUGCUAGAAGACAACCUCUCACCCCCCGAAAUCACGUCGAUAAUAGUCUUUUCUACCAACGGUGCCAUCUUCGCCUACGCCUCCACUCUCUCAUCCCGCCAACUCCGUAAUCUAAGCGCCACCUACGGCGCAGCCUAUACCUGUUACGCAAAGAAUGCCUCAACGGGCAACCUCACCGGCGUGAACCCCGCCAGCCAUCCGUCGUCAUACGUGACCACUCCCUCCGUAUCCCUCGGCGACGUCGGAUCGAUUGUCUUUGAGCUCGACGACUCGGUAGCCGUCGUCACCCCCAUAGCCGACAAGGUCCUCCUGGCCGCCAUCGGACCCUCCAAUUUGGGCAGCAACAGCGCCCAGGAUGCAUCCGCCAGCACCACGAACGGUCACACACACGCAACCCCGAACGGCUCCACGCACCACAGCCACCACAACCACCACCAUGCAUCAGGCGCAAACACCCCCGACUCCACCUCCAACAACACCCACAAUGUCCGCACCUACGCCAGCGUUGUAUCAUCCAACGCCGGGGGCAGCAGAAGUAACGGCGCCAGCGCGUCAGGUGGUGGCGGCGGCGGCGGCGGCGGUGACACAAGCGACUCGCAAACAGACUCGCACCUCGAGACCCAAUACGAGAUCGACCGCAGCAGCGACCUUGCCCGUCUCGCCACGCUGAACCUCUCCGCUUCCCCGGAGAUCCUUCUCGCCCUGGAGUCCAAAUCCGCCGCCCUGGGUCGGUUCCUAAGCCAGAAGCUAGAAGACCUAGAAAGUCCGGAGGACUUCUAGAGCCCGUCGCCGCUCCCAUGUCCACCUCCCCUGCCCCGUUUUGCUGCUGCCGCUGUAUGCCUGAUGGUCUUCCAUACCACCAUCCCAGAAAUCCAGCUGCCCACUCAACCCUCUAUCCCAAACUCUGAAUUCACAUCUGGCCUGGCAAGCUAGGCACCUAACAUAUUGACCUGAAUCUCUAACCCUCUAUCUUUCUUCCAUUCUCUCUGAGCGGGCUC
Molecule: messenger RNA, 1541 nt
Organism: Aspergillus japonicus CBS 114.51
Lineage: Eukaryota; Fungi; Ascomycota; Eurotiomycetes; Eurotiales; Aspergillaceae
Exons: 2
Coding region: 178-1323 (381 amino acids)
Source: RefSeq, a predicted model, not a curated record